This is a messenger RNA of Triticum turgidum subsp. durum (durum wheat), 543 nucleotides long. The record is from the annotation of a GenBank genome assembly. NCBI's taxonomy places the organism in Eukaryota, Viridiplantae, Streptophyta, Magnoliopsida, Poales, Poaceae.
AUGGAGGAGCAAGGGGAGAGGGGGCUCCAGCUGCUGCUCCCCGCAGCCGCUGCUCGGGUGCUCCGGGAAGCGCCGGCCAGCGCCGCCACCGACCACCAGCAGCUGGACCUCGACCUGUCCAUGAGCAUUGGGCCGAGGCAGCAGCAGCUGCAGCUGCCACGGCCGGCGCCGCCGACUCCACCGGCGAACGAGAGCAGGAGAGCGGCGGCGACUGUGGCCGCCAGCGCUGCGACGGCGAGGCAGCUGCAGCAGCAGCAGGUGACGGUGGACGUCCGCGCCGUGAAGCAGCAGACGGCGGAGCAGGCGCGGAUGGCGUCGGCGGAGCGCGCCUACGCGGAGCGCGUCCGGGAGCUGGCCAAGCGGGAGCUGGAGCUCGCCGAGAGGGAGUUCGCGCGCGCCAGGAUGAUCUGGGAGCGUGCCCGCGAGGAGGUGGAGCGGGUGGAGCGGAUGAAGCAGAUCGCCGCCAGGCGGCUCGGCUCCGCCGCGUCCGCCGCCGCGCUCGAGAUCACCUGCCACGCCUGCAUGCAGCGCUUCCAUCCUUAA